AUGCGCUUCUUUUAUUUGCUCCCACUCUUCGCUUCGGCGGCAAUUGCUGCUGAUCAGGGCAAAGGUUGCGGAACAGUAGAUGCUAUAGAUUGUUCGGGGAAUAAUAUUGUAAAGUGCUACACUUUUCCGGGGAGAAGUGGACUGACCUGGAACUAUGUCGACUCAUGCGCGGACAGAGGACAAGUGUGUAGAUCUGGCGCUUGCGACACAAUUCCAAUCAGUGCCAACCAAGGCAAGGGCUGCGACUUGAAGAACGCCUUUGGCUGUUCUGGGAACAACAUUGUGCAGUGCUACACUUUCCCUGGGAGGAAUGAAAUGACCUGGAACUAUUAUCAAUCAUGUGCGGAUAAAGGCCAAAUUUGCAGCGGCAAUGUUUGCCAAGCUUGCUAA
This is a messenger RNA of Colletotrichum paranaense, 390 nucleotides long. RefSeq lists its product as uncharacterized. The transcript is spliced from 3 exons. Lineage: Eukaryota; Fungi; Ascomycota; Sordariomycetes; Glomerellales; Glomerellaceae. The record is from RefSeq and is a predicted model, not a curated record. The coding region runs from base 1 to 390 and encodes 129 amino acids.